UCUCACCAACCGACCUCAGGUGGUGAAAAUAGGGGACUGAACAUCAUCCACCCUGGUCCUCAAUUCAGGCACACCACAGGGCUGUGUGCUUAGUCCAGUUCUUUUUACAUUGUUCACUCAUGACUGUCUAGCUAUCCACUUCUCCAACAGGGUUCUAAAGUUUACAGAUGAUACCACUGUAAUGGGUCUGAUAACAAACAAUGAUGAGACCCUGUACAGAGAGGAGAUCCCAAACCUGUCCCAGUGGUGUUCAGUGAACAACCUGGUGCUCAGAAACUCUUGCAUCCAUCCACUCUCAGAAGUUUACGGAUUGUUUUCUCUUUAUUUGGUAAUUAAUUAGAAGAACAGAUGUUGCUUUUUUAAUCAUUAUUGAUCAGUUUUAGGAAUUCAAUCAAAUAAUUUCAGCUCUGAUUGAAAUAUAAAAAUUUUCUGGAUAAAUCACAAAGCAAAAAUGUAUGUGUUGUUGUUGUUGUUUUUAAUUUAGAAGCUAUGCAAAUCAUAGGAUUAUGUAGAAUUUUAAAGUGCACUUCUUUUUGCUUUGUUAGAGAGUCAGUAUUUAUGAAGGAAGAGCCAGGCCUUUCUCCAGUUCAUGCUUUCAGUUUGACCUCUCCAUUAAAACUUACCUUUAGGUACAAUGCUGUCCUUUCUAUGACAGCACUGAUGUAAGUAGUAAGUGUUUAUUGUUUCACAUUAUCUGUUUAAUUCUCUCCAGUGUGAGAGUGAGUGUUUUUGUAAAAUUACUUAAGUGAUUUAUUGUACUAGUUGAGCUAACUCUGGGAAUAGCAUGAGUUAUCUUGUAAAAUUCUCUGAAAGAAACAGGAAAACUGGACAGACAUAAAGUGCUCAUAUAUUGCCACUGAUAUCAAAUAGUCCAGUUUCUAUAAUGGUUACAUGGUCUCUGUCUCCCUUUUCAAUAUGGCGGACAAAUUGACGUGUCGCUCCAAUGACACCUCCGAAAGGAGGGACGUAAAAUGGGCGCGACUUAAUACAGCAUGAUUCUGGUAUUUUUUCAAGUCGUUGUUGUAUUUGAAGUUCUGGAGAGAAGCCAGUAACCGGAUAUACAGCUCAGACAUGGAGAUUAUCGAGGCAAAUAUGGACAGUUUUGGAAUAGAAGUUAUUCUUCCAGAGGAGGGAAAAACAACGCCACGUUGUCCGCAUGGUCCUACUUUACUUUUUGAGAAGGUUGAAAAUGGAGGCAAUAAGGGCAGGCGGUUUUAUGCGUGCUCAGCCUGUCGAGACAGGAAAGACUGCGGCUUUUUUCAGUGGGAAGAUGAAAAGGUGUCAAAAGACAGGAUGCUGGCUAGAGAAGCAGAGAUGCUGUCGAAGAGGCCUCGGUUCACUCAGCAGGAAUGUUGUAGCAGGUUUCUGCAGUUUGCUUCACUCCCAUUUAUUGAGAAGAAGUUCUGUGAGGAUUGUCAGAUUCUCCUCCUGCCUGCAGAGCACAGUGCUCACUCUGCUCACAGGACCACAACGGUCACCGUGGCCCAGCUGAGGAGGCCCAGCAUCCUGCUGCGUCCACUAGACAAUAAGAAGAGCAAUGCCCAGUACCUGUUCACUGAUCGCAGUGCACACUUCCUGCUGGAUACUUUAGCUGGUCUGGGAUAUAAAAAGGUGCUGUGUGUGGGGACACCUAGACUACAGGAACUGAUCAAGCUGAGAAACCUGGAGCCAAUGAAGAGUUUGUUGCUGGACAUUGAUUUCAGAUAUGCUCAGUUCUACAGUCAGGACGAGUUCUGUCAUUACAACAUGUUUAACCAUCACUUCUUUGGCGGAGAGGCCUCCAGAGCUGUUUUGGAUGCAUUCUUGACAGAGGCGGACGGGGAGCAGGUGGUGAUGGUAGCGGACCCUCCAUUCGGCGGACUGGUCAAACCUCUGGCCAACAGUUUCUCCUUGAUAUCCCAAACGUGGAGGAAGCUGCGGAACUCUGGUGACUCUAACAUUGACAUUCCCAUCAUUUGGAUCUUUCCGUACUUCUUUGAGCCUCGCAUCCUGGAGUGUCUCCCUGCACUGACCAUGUUGGACUACCAGGUGGACUAUGACAACCAUCCUCUCUAUAAACACGGGAAGACGGGCAGGAGGCAGUCUCCUGUCAGACUCUUUACUAAUAUUCUACCCAAACACAUUGUUCUGCCCAGAGAGGAGGGCUACAGGUUUUGCUCCAUGUGUCAGAGAUAUGUGUGCUCCCUGAACAAACACUGCACUAAAUGCAAUCUUUGUCCAUCCAAGGAUGGGCGUGAAUGGAAGCACUGCUCAGCAUGUGGGAAAUGUGUGAAACCAUCCUGGAGCCACUGCACGUCCUGUGGCCGCUGCGCUCUGCCGGACCAUCCCUGUCGACAAGCUGAUGGGGGAAACGGCUGCUUCAGCUGCGGCAGCUUGGAGCACCGACAGAAGGCCUGUCCUCUCAGAGAUAUGCAAAGGAAGAACAGUUUUGGGCCUAAAGCCAAGAGUCUGGGCAAGAAAGCUUCCCAUUAUCUAGCAAAGCCUGGAGCCAAGAAGAAGUCUGGAGCAGCAAACGGAGCAAAGAAAAGAGCUGCUCAUGCUCUGUGAACUGUCAUCAGGUUAUUUUUGUAACUUUUACGAAAAUUAAUUUUUUCCAUAUUUGUUAAAACUGACACCAUGUCUUGACAAAAUAAUAU
Poecilia latipinna (sailfin molly) is the source of this 2636-nucleotide messenger RNA. RefSeq names its product zinc finger, CCHC domain containing 4 (gene zcchc4). Gene Ontology annotation, molecular function: rRNA (adenine-N6-)-methyltransferase activity; zinc ion binding; nucleic acid binding. Gene Ontology annotation, biological process: rRNA methylation. Gene Ontology annotation, cellular component: cytoplasm; nucleolus. Bases 1072 to 2547 code for a protein of 491 amino acids. The transcript has 13 exons. NCBI's taxonomy places the organism in Eukaryota, Metazoa, Chordata, Actinopteri, Cyprinodontiformes, Poeciliidae. The record is from RefSeq and is a predicted model, not a curated record.